Brugia malayi is the source of this 1281-nucleotide messenger RNA. RefSeq lists its product as uncharacterized. Gene Ontology annotation, biological process: potassium ion transmembrane transport; protein homooligomerization. Gene Ontology annotation, cellular component: membrane; voltage-gated potassium channel complex. Gene Ontology annotation, molecular function: delayed rectifier potassium channel activity. Lineage: Eukaryota; Metazoa; Nematoda; Chromadorea; Rhabditida; Onchocercidae. The transcript has 9 exons. The record is from RefSeq and is a predicted model, not a curated record. The coding region runs from base 1 to 1281 and encodes 426 amino acids.
AUGGCUACUUCAACACGUGGUAUUCAUAGGAAAAAUCGACCUUUUGAGCAUCACAAUGAUCAAAUGAUACGACGAAGCAUUUGUAUUUCUCAAUUCUUAAAAGACUCACAAAUGACAUCACUAAAGAGCAAUUAUAUCACAUCAAUUAUCAAUGAUAUAAUUUCGUCAAAUAAUGAAGUCGAGAAUACGCCUCAAUCACAACUUGGAUUAAUAACGGACAGCGACAAUGCUGAUACAUUUUUACGUUUAAAUAUUGGCGGUACACAUUUCCUGAUACGUAACGAAACCGUUCUAAGGCGAAAAACUGGUCUUUUAUCAUUAAUUGUUCGAUGGCCACAUGAAAAACGCGUACCUUUGGCAGAUGCAUACCUUGAAAAUACAAACGAAUAUUAUUUCGAACGUUCCGCCUUAUUAUUUAACGUUAUUUAUCAAUUUUAUCUUACAGGUUUCAUACAUUUGCCAGAAAAUUUAUGCUUGAAAGAUUUGCUAAAUGAAUUGGAUUAUUGGUGUAUCGCACCGGAUAAGUAUUUGGCCGAAUGUUGCUGCUUUAAUAGAAAUGACAAUCAAUUAGAUUCAUUCAGGAGCAGCUCUGAAAUGGAUCAAGCGGACUAUUUCAGACAUCUCCGCUUUGGUGAAUAUCGAUUACAAAUUUGGAAUCUCAUGGAAGUGCCAGCAAGCUCAUUUGCUGCUCAGAUUUUUACAACUCUUUCUGUACUAUUUGUAUUUAUAUCAAUACUUGGCCUGGUACUUGGCUCAUUACCAGAAUUUCAACUCAAAACAAAUUAUACUACCACUAUUGAUUCAAUAAGCAUUCAAAUGAUUGAAAUGGAGCCAUUACCAGUAUUUGAACGAUUGGAAUUCAUUUGUAUUAUUUGGUUUAUCUUUGAAUAUGCAUUAAAAAUGUUAAUUAGCUAUGAUCGAAUGAGUACAUUUCUUCGAUUAAUGAAUAUUAUUGAUUUAUUAGCUAUACUUCCAUUUAUUAUUGAAAUUGCUCUUAAUUUAUUUGGAUUUAAUACCAAAAAUAUGAGAGACCUCAAGUUUGCCUUCUUAGUAAUUCGUGUUUUACGUGUUUUGCGUGUCAUUCGUAUAUUAAAACUUGGUCGAUACAGUAUUGGUUUGCAAAUGUUCGGACGUACGCUAAGAGCUAGUUUUCGGCAGCUCAGUAUGAUGGCAAUGGUUGUUUUGACCGGUGUUAUAUUUUUCAGUACAUUAGUAUAUUUCAUUGAAAAGGAUGUUGAAGGAAGUCAGUUUUAUUCUAUACCGGCUGCUUGUUGGUGGUAA